Molecule: messenger RNA, 4521 nt
Organism: Saitoella complicata NRRL Y-17804
Lineage: Eukaryota; Fungi; Ascomycota; Saitoellomycetes; Saitoellales; Saitoellaceae
Exons: 3
Coding region: 1-4521 (1506 amino acids)
Biological process (GO): chromatin remodeling; DNA repair; DNA-templated transcription
Cellular component (GO): nucleus; Ino80 complex
Molecular function (GO): histone binding; ATP binding; ATP hydrolysis activity
Source: RefSeq, a predicted model, not a curated record
AUGUCAAACAACAUGUUCGACCCGGCUCGCGACGCACAAUCGUCGCAAACCAUCCCGCCGACUCCACCAGUCGCCCAACCCGUCCAACACGGCAUGCACUUUGUCGACCCCAACACCGGACAAACCUACAUUGCCGCUGCCCCUCCGGGCCAUGGUGCUGAGAUGGCAUGGGGUGGACACGGCUAUCACCCCUACGAGACUGGAUAUUACGCUCACCCACACUACGCACACCCACCUCCUCCAGUCUCCCAACAAGCGACCCCAGUCCCAGUCGCUGCUCAACAACCCGUCGUGGAUCCCUAUCUCGCCAUGCACCCAGACUUUCGACAAUCCCAACAACCACCCGUGACCCCGACACUCCCUGCCGCCGCCGAGCAAGAAUCCACUCAACUCGCUGCUGAGCCUCGGAGCUCGCCGUCGCAGGCGAGGGGAGGAGCGAUGGCCAUUGCGAGUUUGUUGGCGGAUGAUGGCGCGGCGGAUAUGUCGAAGCCAGUUGCUGCGAAGAAAGUUUUGAAAACGAUGAAACCGUCAAAGAAGGAGAAAGCGGAGGUUAGUACCCCGGCGACCGGGGAGGCAAAGGACGCAAUCGGUGGGAAGCGGAGUGCGAGGAAGGUGAAGAAGGUCGAUGGACAUGAGGCAAACGGCAGCACACACCCCGACCUCGAAGAAGACCCAGACUACGACUCGUACGACCCCGCCGCCGAAGAAGAAUACUUCGCCCCAGCCCGUGCGGCCUAUACCUCCCGCCUCACCAAACGCGCCGCAACCCUCUCCGACCACGAACUCGUAAACGCAAAGAAACGGCGUACGGAGAUCCAUGCUUCUCUUUUGAACAGGUUCGCGGAGAAAGCGAAGAGGUCGGAGCAGAAGGCCCAGUUGGAGGAUUUGACGGAGGUUGUGGAGAGGACGGUUGUCGAGAUUGAGAGGUUGAAGGCAGAGAGGAGGAAGAGGAGGCAGGCGGAGCGGAAGGCGGCCAAGUCUCUCGAGGAUGAGAUUAUGGGCAGUGCUCCUGCAGAGGGCACGAGUGUAGUUGAACAAGUGCCUGUUGUGCCUCCGCCGAGUACGAAGAAGGGCAAAAGUAAGGCGAAGGAGCCUGUUGAGUUGACGGACGAGGAAAAGGACAGACAAGCGGUGGAGUUUAAGGGGAGGAAGGAUCAGGCGAUCGUGGAUAUCCAGGCGCAGAUUUGGAGGGAUAUCGCGAAGAAGGAGAUUCCGAAGAUUUACCGUUUGCAACAGCAGAACUUGGCCAAUAAGAAUCUGAACAUGCGGAAGACUGCGCAGACUGCCUCGAAGGAAGCGAGGCGGUGGCAGACAAAGACGACGCAGGCGCUCAAGAUGCAACAAGCAAAGGCCAAGAGGACGAUGCGCGAGAUGCUCGUGUUCUGGAAGAAGAACGAAAAGGAGGAACGUGACCUCCGAAAGAAGGCCGAAAAGGAAGCCACGGACAAAGCUAAGAAAGAGGAAGAAAUGCGCGAAGCGAGGAGACAGCAACGCAAGUUGAACUUUUUGAUUACGCAGACGGAGUUGUAUUCUCAUUUCGUUGGGAAGAAGAUCAAUACGGAGGCGGCGGAACAGAUGGAUGGGGAUGCGCCUGUGCGGGCGAAGGCUGAUGCGCCAGGUGCUGAGGAUGGGGAUGUCGAGAUGGGUGAUGCGGGUGAGGACCUGGAGAACGGGGGCAAGUUCGACGAUAUGGAUUUCGGGUCGGAUGAUGAAGCUGCACUCGAAGCUGCUGCGAAGAGAAACGCGCAGAAAGCUGUCCGGGACGCACAGAAUCGCGCCAAGGCCUUCGACGAAAGUGUAAAAAAUACCGAGGCUGCGGCUGACAUGAAUGAGGAGAGUGGAGAGCUGAACUUCCAGGAUCCGACUGGGAUGGGUGAUAUCGAGAUCAAGCAACCCAAGAUGCUGGCCUGUCAGCUCAAGGAGUACCAGCUCAAGGGUCUCAACUGGCUCGUCAACUUGUACGAACAGGGUAUCAACGGCAUUCUUGCCGACGAAAUGGGCCUUGGAAAGACGGUACAGUCCAUCUCGGUUAUGGCAUAUCUUGCUGAAGUUCACAACGUCUGGGGACCCUUCUUGGUUAUUGCGCCCGCUUCCACGUUGCAUAACUGGCAGCAGGAAAUCAGCAGGUUCGUGCCAAAGAUGAAGGCGUUGCCGUAUUGGGGAAGUGCGAAGGACCGAAAGGUUUUGCGUAAGUUCUGGUCGACGAAGUCGCAGACGACGUAUACCGAGGAUGCGCCAUUUCAUGUGUUGAUUACUUCGUAUCAGCUCGUUGUGCAGGAUGCGCAGUAUCUGCAGAGGGUCAAGUGGCAGUACAUGAUUCUCGACGAAGCUCAAGCUAUCAAAUCCUCGCAGUCGUCCCGAUGGAAGGCGUUGUUGGCGUUCAACUGCCGUAAUAGGUUGUUGCUUACUGGUACGCCUAUCCAGAACACCAUGCAGGAAUUGUGGGCGUUGUUGCAUUUCAUCAUGCCGACGCUUUUCGAUUCUCACGAUGAGUUCAGUGAGUGGUUCUCCAAGGAUAUUGAGAGUCAUGCGCAGAGUAAUACGCAGUUGAACCAGGCGCAGUUGAAGAGGUUGCAUAUGAUCUUGAAGCCUUUCAUGUUGCGUCGUGUCAAGAAGAACGUGCAGUCUGAGUUGGGCGACAAGAUCGAGCUCGAUGUUUACUGUGAUAUGACGCACCGUCAGCGGAUGCUGUACAAGGCUCUGCGUGACAAGAUUUCCAUUGCUGAAAUCAUUGAGAGGGCUGCCCAUGGUGGUGACGACUCUGUCGACAGUUUGAUGAACAUCGUCAUGCAGUUCCGUAAGGUGUGUAAUCACCCUGACCUGUUUGAGCGGUCGGACGUCACGUCGCCGUUUAGUUUGGCUACAUUCGGUGAGUCGCGUGCGAUGAACCGCGAAGGGAAGCAGCUCGAGAUGGCAUACUCUACGCGUAACAUCAUCCAGUACGAGGUUCCCAAGUUCCUUUACAGGGAGGGCGGUAUGCUGCAUGUUCCUUCUGCGUACACCAAUGCCGGCAUGAGGAAGAAGGUUCUCAGCAUGUUUGAUGUAUGGUCUGCUCAACACCUGAACGAGGAGGCUGAAAAGGAGGGCGCUUUCUCCUGGCUUCGAUUCAUUGAUGCGUCUCCUGCGGACGUCUCGAAGGCUUUCCAUGAGCCCCUGUUGAAGAGAGCGUUGGAGCUUCGUCGACAAAAUCGUGAUUAUGCCAGGAUUUCCGCUGUUUACGAGGACGAAAAGGAGGUUCCGGCCUCGCAACUCUUGUUCUGCAACGAUGCCGCAAAGCGCGAUUGUUUGGCGGGGCAGACAAAUGAGGGCGUUAUGGCAUCCUUGCUUUCUGUUUCAACGACCUACGUCCAAGAAGAAAACAUGCGCAGGAUGGAUCCCGUCUUCGUCUCCAAGGCCAGUGCUCCUCCAAUCGAGCUGCAUUGCCCUGACAGGUCCGCUGUGAUCGAGCAGGAGAACGCUCUUUACGACGCUCUUUCGCGCAAGUCGCUCUUUGGUAUCUCACCUGCCAUUGAGCUUAAGGCUGUGCAAGAAAGCCGCAAGCUUGAUCCUGUCACCGAUGUUGUCGGCGGUCUCAUGCCUCGACCUUCAUUGGAGAAGGCUGGAUUCAACAACAUCCGCGUUCCUUCGCUGGACCGCUUCAUCGCAGACUCUGGCAAGCUCGCCAAGAUGGAUCAGUUGUUGAGGAAACUUCACUCUGAGGGUCACCGUGUCCUUGUCUUCUUCCAGAUGACCAGGAUGAUCGACCUCGUUGAGGAGUACCUUGCUUACCGCAACUGGAAGUACCUUCGUUUGGAUGGUUCUACUAAGGUUGAAGACCGUCGCGACAUGGUCAUUGACUGGCAGACGAAGCCCGAGUUGUUUGUUUUCUUGCUUUCCACUCGUGCUGGUGGUUUGGGUAUCAACCUCACUGCGGCCGAUACUGUCAUCUUCUACGACUCCGACUGGAACCCGACUAUGGACAGUCAGGCCAUGGACAGAUGUCAUCGUCUCGGCCAAACGAAGCAGGUUACUGUGUAUCGUCUCAUCACCCGAGGCACGAUUGAGGAGCGUAUUCUCAAGCGUGCUAAGCAGAAGGAGGAGGUGCAGAAGGUUGUCAUCUCUGGUGGUGACUUCCAAGCUCAGCCCAAGGGAGUCGAUUUCGGAAAGACCCGCGAGGUCGUUUCUUGGUUGUUGGAUGAUGAUACCUUGGAACAAAAGCUCAUGGAGCAACAAGAGGCCGAAAACAGGGCUAACGAGGAAGCCGCAAAGAGCGGCAAGAAACCGAAGGGCAAAGGAAAGAAAAAGUUGGGUGCGGACGUAUUGGGAGCCGGGGAGGAUGCUACGAGGUCCCUGGAGGACUUCUACCACGAAGGAGAAGGGAACUUUGAAGACCGGUCUGGUACCGCUACGGGCGCUGGGACUCCAGUUCCUACGAAAAAGAGAGCAGCUCCGAAAAGUUCUGCAAAGCCGGCGAAGAAGAAGAAGACCGCUGCUGAGCUAGCUGGCAAUGGCGAUAUUGACGUGGAGAUGACCGACAUCUAG